Molecule: messenger RNA, 834 nt
Organism: Thermothielavioides terrestris NRRL 8126
Lineage: Eukaryota; Fungi; Ascomycota; Sordariomycetes; Sordariales; Chaetomiaceae
Exons: 1
Coding region: 1-834 (277 amino acids)
Source: RefSeq, a predicted model, not a curated record
AUGACUCUCAAGCGCUAUCCUGACCCCAGCGAGGGCAAGAACCGCCGAGACACCAACGACGAGGCGGAAUCCGGCAAGGUUCCUGCCGAAAACAGCCUGCCCAUCGAAGAUUCCGAAGGAAGCCGUGAAGCCCACAACCGAGACCUCGGAUGUGGACCGCGGUGGCCAGAAAACAAAGUUAUCCAGCACAUCUUUGACGGAAAGGGCAACAUAAGGUCUGACAAGGAAUUGGGAAGCCUGAGUAUCAGAAUGGUGCCCAACCUGAACGGUCGCCUUGUCGAUGAUUGCAGAGAAGCGGCGUGGAUGGUCGACCUGCUCGUCGGGUGCGCAGACAUCGCCCGCUUGAUGCGCGAGGGGUUCUUUUGGUCGGCCGCCGACGUCUUGCCGGAACAAGGACGUAUCGCGAAGCGGCUGCCAGCCGAAUGGGCAGAUUCCGGUUUUCGCCAUUGUCGCGUCUGGAUUCUUAUGGACAGGUCCCACGGUGACGCUCCCCAGUGGUUCGCCAGUUUGGAACUGUUCGCCCGGUCCUUCGAGCUCCUUCCGCGCUUUCGACUGCAGGACCUGUCACCGCAAAACAUCUGCGAGGCAGUCGCAUGGGUCCCGUCAGGCGAUGUGGUUUACAACUACGACUGCCGCUCGCCGGGCCGGAACUGCAACUGCAUUUACGAUGGCAUGCCCCUGCAGGGCUGGUGGCCAUGGCCCAAGGACGAGGGCGCCUGCGUGGCCGAAGUCCCGCAACAUGCCCGUGAUGCGGACGAGUUAGCAUUUCCAGGCCCCCCACUCCCUGUUGACCAUGACGAGACUGUUAAAAGCUGGGGUUGCGUUAUCUUGUAA